Molecule: messenger RNA, 816 nt
Organism: Dictyostelium discoideum AX4
Lineage: Eukaryota; Evosea; Eumycetozoa; Dictyosteliales; Dictyosteliaceae
Gene: hus1
Product: checkpoint clamp complex protein
Exons: 2
Coding region: 1-816 (271 amino acids)
Biological process (GO): DNA damage checkpoint signaling; DNA metabolic process
Cellular component (GO): nucleolus; nucleus; checkpoint clamp complex
Source: RefSeq, a predicted model, not a curated record
AUGAAAUUUAAAGCAAAGAUUUCAAAAGCAUCAAUACUUUUAAAGACAGUUCAAAAUAUAAUGAAAAUUUAUAAUGAAUGUAUUUGUCAUAUAACACCAGAUAAAUUAAGAUUCAUUAUACAGAGUGAUUUUAAUGAUGGAAUGCAAGUUUUUUGUGAAAUUCAAAGAAGUUUAAUAUUUGAAAACUUUACAAUAGAAUCAUUGAGUGACAAUGAAAUUCAAUUUCAAUUGGAUUUAGAAAGUUUACGUCGUGUAUUACAAUCAGCAACUUCAAAUGGAGUAAGUGAUAUUUUUACAAAUUUAACUAAAGUUAGGGGUGGACCAGUUUUACAUUUUAUAAUAAAGAGUGGUACAAGUGGUACAGUAAUCUUUCAAGAUAUACCAAUUGUUCUUUUAACUGCACAACAAAUGGCACAAAUUAAUGAACCCACAUUACCAGAUCCAUUGGUACAUAUUCUAUUACCAAAUCUAAAGAAUUUACAAAAAGUAAUUGAUAAAAUGAAGAAUAUUUCAGAUUGUUUAAAGAUUAUGAUAGCAAUGAACAAUCGGUUAUCAUUUGAAGUUGAAACUAGUUCUGGUUCAAUCAGUACAUUUUAUAGUGGUUUAGAUCAUCCACAAUUUGGUGAUCAUGUUUUAUCACCAGAUUUACAAGCAACCGUUUGUGUUGAUAUUAAAAAGUUUGCAAAAGUACUCCAUAUACAUCAACUAAAACCUAGUGAAGUUGUUUUAUGUCUUUAUGAACGUUCAAUAAUUGUUCAUGUUGUAUUAACUGAUAUAAUGAUUACUUAUUAUUUACCUGUUUUAAUUAAAAAUUAA